Messenger RNA from Mustela lutreola (European mink), 1261 nucleotides. It is a transcript of the gene PGAP3, whose product is annotated as post-GPI attachment to proteins phospholipase 3. The transcript is spliced from 8 exons. The record is from RefSeq and is a predicted model, not a curated record. Bases 61 to 1026 code for a protein of 321 amino acids. Gene Ontology annotation, biological process: GPI anchor biosynthetic process. Gene Ontology annotation, molecular function: hydrolase activity, acting on ester bonds. Gene Ontology annotation, cellular component: endoplasmic reticulum membrane. NCBI's taxonomy places the organism in Eukaryota, Metazoa, Chordata, Mammalia, Carnivora, Mustelidae.
GUUACUCCGGAAGUGAAGACUUCUUAAGCUCCUCCGCCGGCGGAGGGCCAGGUUGAAGGGAUGGCCGGGCGGACGGCGCGGCUGGUGCUGCUAGCUGGAGCAGCCGCGCUGGCAAGCGGCUCCCAGGGCGACCGCGAGCCGGUGUACCGCGACUGCGUGCACCGAUGCGAAGAGCGGAACUGCUCGGGGGGCGCACUGAGGCACUUCCGUUCCCGCCAGCCAAUCUACAUGAGUUUAGCAGGCUGGACCUGUCAGGACGACUGUAAGUAUGAGUGUAUGUGGGUCACUGUUGGCCUCUACCUCAAGGAAGGUCACAAAGUGCCUCAGUUCCAUGGCAAGUGGCCCUUCUCCCGGUUCCUGUUCUUCCAAGAGCCAGCUUCUGCCAUGGCCUCUUUCCUCAAUGGUUUGGCCAGCCUGAUGAUGCUGUACCGCUACUACACCUCGGUGCCAGCCUCCUCCCCCAUGUAUCCCACCUGCGUGGCCUUCGCCUGGGUCUCCCUCAAUGCUUGGUUCUGGUCCACAGUAUUCCACACCAAGGACACCGACCUCACAGAGAAAAUGGAUUACUUCUGUGCCUCCACCGUCAUCCUACACUCCAUCUAUCUGUGCUGUGUCAGGGCUCUGGGCACGGGCCACCCUCCACCUGAGCAGCUCUGGAUGGCGGGGCAGGACCGUGGGGCUGCAGCACCCAGCUGUGGUCAGCGCCUUCCGGGCCCUCCUGCUGCUGAUGCUGACGGCGCAUGUCUCCUACCUGAGCCUCGUCCGUUUCGACUAUGGCUACAACCUGGCGGCCAAUGUGGCUAUUGGCCUGGUGAACGUGGUGUGGUGGCUGGCCUGGUGCCUGCGGAACCAGCAUCGGCUGCCUCAUGUCCGCAAGUGCAUGGCGGUGGUCCUGCUGCUACAGGGCCUGUCCCUGCUCGAGCUGCUCGACUUCCCGCCUUUCUUCUGGGUCCUGGAUGCCCACGCCAUCUGGCACAUCAGCACCAUCCCUGUCCAUGUCCUCUUCUUCAGCUUUCUGAAAGAUGACAGCCUGUAUCUGCUGAAGGAAUCGGAGGCCAAGUUCAAGCUGGACUGAAGGCCCUGGGAGUGGGUCUGCCCUGCCGGGGAUCCUGCCCUCUCCCUGCUGGCUCCCCUUCUCCCCAGAAUCCUUGAGACGAUUUUUGUCUUUUAGCAUCUUGAAUUUGGACAUGAAGGGUAUGGGCCCAGAAUCAUGUAACUGCCCAUCACCUCGCUUGCCCCAACAUGGCCCUCACAGAUCUCA